Tachysurus fulvidraco (yellow catfish) is the source of this 6637-nucleotide messenger RNA. Its product is annotated as collagen alpha-1(I) chain. Gene Ontology annotation, molecular function: extracellular matrix structural constituent. Bases 294 to 5681 code for a protein of 1795 amino acids. Lineage: Eukaryota; Metazoa; Chordata; Actinopteri; Siluriformes; Bagridae. The record is from RefSeq and is a predicted model, not a curated record. The transcript is spliced from 68 exons.
AUGGCACACACACACACACACACACACACACACACACACACACACACACACACACACACACACACACACACACACAUACACACACACACACACACACACACACACCACACACACACGGAUACACACAUUCACUGCUCCUUUAGAGUUUCCCCAUCAAACCAUUAUGGAUCUUGUUUGAAUGGAAUUUUUUGAUCAGUAAGCAGAUUGAUUUUAAUGAAAGUGAAAGUGAGCUGUUUUUAUUUUGUUACUCGAUGUGAAGCCAGAAUCAGGUGGGAUUGCUGUCUCAUAUAAAGAUGUGUUUAAGAAGAUUUCUGACACUUGUCAUCUUCACCAUUGGGGUCAGUGCAUUUCAUGCAGAUUGGACAGAAAUGGGAUCUGGGAUUCAAGAGCCAGAGGAAGUGGAACAGCGUUUAAGUCCUUUCACUCGAAAGGUGGACUUGCUGAAGCUCUUGUCCAGUCUCGUGCCACAGAGUAACAACGUGUCUUUGUUCGAGGAUAAUGAGGGAUGCUCGGUGCUGAGCGUCGGACUCUACUCGACCCUGACUCUACCGACGAGACAAGCUUUCGGCCUGAGCUUUGUAGAUGAGUUCAGUGUACUCCUUCAGCUGCGUAGCUCUCAGCAUGUGGACCGCAGUGUCCUGACCAUCCUGGACUUCUACAACGAGGUAACACUUCAGAUCCGCCUCCGUCCCUCAGGUUUCACCUUCAUCACUGCCCAUCAGCGCGACUACGAGUUUUUAGUGCCAGGCUUGUCUGAAUCACGGUGGCACUGGGUCUCAGUUGGAGCCUCAUUGGAAUAUCUAACUGUCUAUGUGAACUGUGUGCUGGUGGAGAAAGUCAGAUGGACCUUCCCAUACUUGGGUAUCCCUACAGACGGUCUACUGAUGGUUGGGGGCAUCCUGCGGGGCUUUGAGACGCCUUUCGAGGGGGAAAUCAGGCAGAUGACGUUUGUCAUGGGUGAUGGCAGAGCUGCUAAAAAUCAUUGCAGGCUCCAUCAGCCGGUGUGUGGAGCCUCAGUGGACUCGUGGAGCUACAAAACGUCUCGUAACACACAGUCUCCAUCGCUGUCUUCAACCAGCUUGAUAGAAGACCCGGAGUCCUUCAGUGGCGGAACAGAUCCCUUUAUUAUGACCACCAUUCAAAAUCCCAGGCCACAAACGGAGGAAACAGACAUGCUGAGUGGCGAGUUCCAGCCGACUGAUGGUUUCCGAGUGCUGGAAGAAUCCAAGAGGCACAAAUCCCCUCAAAUCACAUCUUACACCAGGAUAAAGAGCAACACUAAGAACCAAGCCCAGUCCACCACUGCUAAAUCCACAGCGGAAGAUCUGCUCUCACAAAAACGAACAGAUCUGGGGAAUUUAGUUCCUUCAAAACCCUUAGAAGACAUUGACCUGGAUUCCUCAACCGAUACCAGGCGCGUAAAUCUGAACCGUGUGCAUCCACAGUUCCAUGACCUAAACCUGACAGAAGAGGACCUGUUACCUUCAGGGACAUACACCUCUUCUGAAUCUGUCACUCAUGGACAAGGCUUAAGGGACUUCUUCAGUCAGAAAGGCCAGGGAGAACCUGAAACCCAUCAUGAUAGAUCAACACACCAAAACAUCACAAGAAGCCCAUCUAAACAUGGAGAUCUGAUCACAGGAUCUGAUGGAAAGAAGUAUCGACUGUUGAGAGGACCUCCGGGACCUGCUGGUCGUCUGGGGAAAAGAGGUUGUGCCGGGCCCAGAGGAUACGUUGGAUUUAAGGGAGACAAGGGAUCCCAAGGAGAAAGAGGGCGAGAUGGUCCAGAGGGUAGCCCGGGUCCCCCAGGACCGGCAGGAUUACCCUCGCUCUACCUAUGGCGCAACACUCAGGAGGAAUGGGCUGCAUUCAUGAGAACGUCAUAUUACCAUUUGUUAAUGGCAGGAUGGCCUAGAGAGACUGGGCCUCCUGGAGCAAUGGGGCAAAUGGGAAGUCCUGGACCACCUGGGAUACCAGGAGAGCCAGGAGAGAUGGGACCUCCAGGUCAACAAGGUGACAUGGGUGAUGUGGGUCCAAAGGGUGUGCGUGGCCGGGCAGGGACCACAGGAAGAGACGGAGAGAACGGGCCGGCUGGAGAACCGGGUCCUCCAGGAAUACCUGGUCUGCAGGGGCUUCGGGGUUAUAAAGGAGAAUCAGCGCCCCCUGGAGACAAUGGAGAACCGGGUUUUCCAGGUGCUCCAGGGCCCAGAGGGGACAGAGGAGAGACUGGAUUAAAGGGUUCAAAGGGUGAAGUUGGGUCAACAGGCUCUGUCGGUCCUCCAGGCCCAGUGGGUAUCAGAGGAGUUGAAGGGCAUCCUGGAACACCUGGGCCAGAGGGGGAUCCUGGGCAUGAUGGGAAACAUGGUCCUCCUGGAGCAAUUGGAGCUCAAGGGGCUACAGGGAUGGUUGGGGCACAAGGAGUUAAUGGCUCUGAAGGAGAUUUUGGACCUACAGGCCCAGUGGGACGAAAAGGCCCUCAGGGUCCUGCCGGUAUACAAGGAAUCAGAGGCCUCCCUGGUCUGCCAGGGCCACAGGGACCAACAGGAAAUGAUGGACCUCGUGGACUUAAAGGUUCCAUUGGACAUGACGGUCCAGUGGGAAUCAGAGGACUGCAUGGAAUGGAAGGGCCAAUGGGCACAAUUGGAGAUCCAGGUCCGAAAGGCUUUCUAGGCAACACAGGCAGCAGAGGUCCGGAUGGAGAGAGAGGUGCUCCUGGACCAAAAGGAGAAAGAGGUGCACCUGGAGCACUGGGAAUUAGGGGUCCUCAGGGGGAGAGAGGUCAGUCUGGAUUUCUUGGAUUAUCUGGGGUCAAAGGUCAGCCAGGGUCUCCAGGUAUACAGGGUGAAGAUGGUGAAGUGGGUCCCCAGGGAAUGAUUGGAAAGGAGGGCCCAAAGGGGACUAGGGGUGAAUCUGGACAUAAUGGAGAACCAGGGACUAGAGGACAACGGGGACGAGCAGGUCAACACGGACCCCCUGGUGGGUUUGGAUUUCCGGGUCUCAGAGGCCCACCAGGGACUGAGGGAGCAGAAGGAAAGCCUGGUACACAGGGUGUUCCUGGUUCGGUUGGAAGCUCGGGUGAUAAAGGGCAUAAAGGUUCCCGUGGAUUAGCAGGAGAACCCGGAAAAAGUGGAGCCACAGGUUUACCGGGCUCAGCUGGUCGACCUGGUCAAGACGGCAGCCAGGGAGUAACAGGAGAGAGGGGUUUACCAGGGAAUCCAGGAGCCGAGGGUUCGCAGGGGCCUGUGGGAAUGUAUGGUUAUCCAGGGCCGAGGGGCUUACAGGGAAGGCCUGGCCAUAUGGGAGAACGGGGUGAGCCUGGAGUAAGAGGAACUGUUGGAAAACCUGGACAGAGGGGACCCCCUGGCCCUCGUGGUACACCUGGAGAGAGGGGCCCACCUGGACCUCAGGGCCGCCAAGGUGAGAUAGGACCAGCUGGUAUACAAGGACAACCUGGUUUACCAGGUCCACCAGGCACUGUGGGGACACCAGGGAAACCGGGUCCUCCUGGCAGUCUGGGACCACAAGGGCCAAGUGGAAAAACGGGGCCUUUUGGAUUGCCAGGAGCUCCAGGAGCUACUGGGAGAAUCGGACUAUCAGGAGAGAAAGGACAGCAGGGAGUUUCAGGACCUCCAGGUGACCCUGGAUCUACUGGUCUGACUGGAAAGCAGGGAUUUCCUGGUCCUCGGGGGUUAGAAGGGGCAUCAGGGAGAAAAGGAGAACAUGGCUCAGCCGGGUCUGUUGGGAAGCCUGGACCACUGGGAAUUCCUGGAGGUCCGGGGCAACAAGGGCCUCAAGGGAUGCAGGGAGAGAGAGGACAGAGUGGCAACGAGGGGUCUGCAGGACUUGUGGGCAGUAUUGGAGAUCCAGGCCAUAAAGGACAGAAGGGUGACCCUGGACUACGGGGGACCUCAGGGGAUGCAGGGCCUCCGGGAUAUUUUGGGAUCAAAGGAGAAAGAGGUCGAAAGGGUGAUAAAGGCUUUGCUGGAUUUCGUGGUCAAAGUGGACUGAUGGGGAAAACUGGACCAGCAGGAUUGUUAGGAUUAGAGGGUUUGAUAGGAUUCAGAGGGUCUCCAGGACAAGAUGGUGAACCAGGGCUAAAGGGUGAUCCUGGCAUUAAUGGUUUGACAGGAGCUCAGGGAGAAACUGGAAAGCAGGGGGCAAGUGGACAAAGAGGACUAAAGGGAGAGAAGGGAAAACCUGGACCAGAGGGUGCUCCUGGUCUCAGAGGCUCUGAAGGCUUGAUGGGACCUAAAGGUUUACCAGGAACUGAAGGUUCAAAAGGUGAGCCAGGCAGACCUGGAUCUCCAGGAGAAGCGGGUCCUGACGGCUUUUCUGGUAUCAGAGGGCCUCCUGGACUUCCAGGAUUAGAGGGGCUUCAAGGGAAAAUGGGAGAUCAGGGGGCUGUUGGACCUCCAGGACCACAGGGUCCAAAGGGCAGACCUGGGCUUGAUGGAAGGGAUGGACAGAAAGGUCAGAAGGGAAAGGAUGGCAGAGAUGGACAGCCUGGAAAUACCGGGAACCCUGGACGUCCGGGAAAAAGAGGGAAAGCUGGACAGAAGGGACCGAGAGGGCUCAGAGGAACGAAGGGUCCCCCGGGGCCUGUUGGGUGGACUGGACCACCAGGAAGGCCAGGUCCAUAUGGUUUACUGGGAGUAAAAGGAGAAAAAGGAGAGAAGGGUGAACAAGGACCACAGGGAGAAAAGGGGGGAAUGGGACCACAUGGACCACCAGGGGGCGAUGGAGCAAAGGGACAGAUGGGGUUUGUUGGAGAAAUGGGCAAAGACGGUCCAAAAGGGGAGCAGGGUGAUAUCGGACCACCGGGGAGAAGAGGGAACAUAGGCCAACCAGGCAUGCCUGGCCUGUUUGGAGAAAAGGGUUUAAAGGGGUUUCCUGGUCUUCCUGGACGUGCAGGAAAUACAGGGCUACCUGGACCACCCGGUCCUCCUGGACCCCCUGGAUUAUCUCUCAAACUCACAAUGGCUGAGCUAAAGGAACUUAUGUACCAAUCAGACAGUCCCAACUACCCCCUUAUCAGAACACUACUCAACUCUUUACAGCAAGACCUGCGGCUCUUCAUAGAUCCACCUGAUGGCACUAAAGAGCGGCCGGGUACCACCUGCUUGGAGUUGAUGAUAUGCCACCCGAACUACACCAAUGGAAUGUAUUAUAUCGAUCCAAACCAAGGCAAUCCUGCUGAUGCUUUUCUAGUCUACUGCAGCUUCACUUUAGGAGGUCAGACGUGUCUUUCUCCACUCCAGGCACAGGUCCCAGUGAAAGCCUGGCUAAAAGACUCACAGGAGGAUUCUUUCACUUGGCUGAGCAGGACAGAGCAAGGCUUUCAGUUUGAGUAUACUGAAACCAGCGUGGUGCAGAUGAGGUUCCUGCGUCUAAACAGCAAGCAGGUUACACAGAACAUUACCUUCUCCUGCGGGCAAGGGAGCAGGCAGGGAUCAAGUGAGAGAGAAAUCAAAUUUCUUGCUGAUUCUCGGAGGCAGAGUUUCUUGGGGACGUUCAGAGAUUGUGUGGCAAUAGAGGAGUUGAAUACAAGAGCUCAAGAUUCAGUGUUCCAGUUUGAAACCGAAGACCUGGAGCUUUUGCCGAUCAGAGACUUGGCGUUGUUUGGCCAUAGUGACCUUGCAGAAGACUUUGGAUUUACUGUCGGACCUGUGUGUUUCAGCUAGAGACCUCCAGAAGACACGCACGCAUGCACGCACACACACACACACACACACACACACACACACACACACACACACACACACACACACACACACACACACACACACACACACACACUCACACAUACACUCACACAUACAUUCCCUACAGACUGCUGACUGCUAAGCUGGUGGUAAUUGGUCCCUCGCUAAACACAGCCAAAUUUGCAAGCAAAAGGAGAGAAGCAUUUCUUCAAGCUCUAGACAUACUGGACGUUGUUGUUUUCCUAACAAUGAGAAAAAUGAACCAGCUUACACUUUCCACUUUCUUUUACCUUUUAGUUUACCAAGCUUGCCAAGUGGCACUGAUACUUUGCUGCACACGUUGUUGAAAUGAACUGUUUUGUUUUUGUUGUACGGUGUUUACAAUGCUCUUUGUUUUAAAUCAGCGCUUCUUAUUUAUAUCAUGCUCAUGUUUUACUACAUGUCAUCAUCCAGGUUUCUUGUCUAGCUAUUGAUACUGUACAUUCACCUAGUUUGCUCAAAGAUGCACUCUUAUUCCAGGUUGACGCAACUUACGACCAAACGCACUGUGAUCUUAGCUGAAGUUUAAGAUGUAGGAUGGGAGGCUGGCAUACAAAUGAAACAAAUAUAUGACACUAAUUGUGUGACUGUUGCAUUGUAGUGUCACAGGACACAAAUAAGGGGUCGAAAAUAUCGGGUUUACGUAUAUUAAUUAUUUCAGACGUGAACGUGUAUGCAGCAAGCAAUUUUUCAUGUAAAAUUUAUUUUGGUGCUGUUGUCUGAUGUGUUUUUUUGUUCAGGUCCUUUGUUUUGUUUUGUUUUUUCUCUUUAGAUAUGUUCAAAGAUCAUAAUGUUCAAAAUAUGAUAAUUUAUAUGCUGGUCAUUGAAUUGAUGACAUUAUGACAAGAUAUUUACAUAUUCAAUGCAAUGUAAUAAACAGUUCUUUCUGUGUCUGA